Messenger RNA from Archocentrus centrarchus (flier cichlid), 1653 nucleotides. RefSeq names its product methylenetetrahydrofolate dehydrogenase (NADP+ dependent) 2, methenyltetrahydrofolate cyclohydrolase (gene mthfd2). The coding region runs from base 90 to 1109 and encodes 339 amino acids. The transcript is spliced from 8 exons. Gene Ontology annotation, molecular function: methenyltetrahydrofolate cyclohydrolase activity; methylenetetrahydrofolate dehydrogenase (NAD+) activity; methylenetetrahydrofolate dehydrogenase (NADP+) activity. Gene Ontology annotation, cellular component: mitochondrion. The record is from RefSeq and is a predicted model, not a curated record. Gene Ontology annotation, biological process: tetrahydrofolate interconversion. NCBI's taxonomy places the organism in Eukaryota, Metazoa, Chordata, Actinopteri, Cichliformes, Cichlidae.
CCUCUUCCUCCUCCACAUCCCUUCUGUCGGAGCGGGGGUUUCGUAACCGGCGCUGUAGCAGUGUUUCCUCUUCCCUCAGCCGGUGAGAAAUGGCAGCGCUCAGGACUCUCAGGAAACUGUGCCAACUACACACACAGCACCAAGUCUGUAAACUGCACACGUCCGCCUCGAGGCAGGAGGCAGUGGUCAUCUCAGGAAAGAAACUCGCACGGCAGAUUCGGGAUGAGGUCCGGGCUGACGUAGAGGAAUGGGUUUCAGCCGGCCACCGAAGACCCCAUCUGAGUGUGGUUCUUGUAGGAGACAACCCAGCCAGCCACUCCUAUGUCGUGAAUAAGGCACGGGCUGCAGCUGAUGUGGGGAUCUCAAGUGAGACGAUUCUCAAGCAUUCAGACAUCAGUGAGGAAGAGUUACUGGACUUGAUCGACAAACUCAACACAGACCCUCGUGUGGAUGGUCUGCUGGUUCAGCUGCCUCUGCCAGACCACAUCGAUGAGCGGACGAUCUGCAAUGCAGUUUCCCCGACCAAGGAUGUGGACGGCUUCCACGUAGUUAACGUGGGCCGCAUGUGCCUGGAUCAGACCACCAUGCUCCCUGCCACUCCCUGGGGAGUCUGGGAAAUUAUUAAACGCACAGGUAUUCCUACUUUUGGGAAGAAUGUUGUGGUUGCCGGACGCUCCAAGAAUGUGGGCAUGCCCAUCGCCAUGUUACUGCACACAGACGGCCGUCACGAGAGGCCCGGAGGUGAUGCUACAGUCACCAUUUCUCACCGUUACACUCCAAAGGAUCAACUUCGCCAACACACUAAAAUCGCUGACAUUAUUGUGGCUGCUGCAGGGAUUCCAAACCUCAUCACUGCCGACAUGAUCAAAGAAGGUGCAGCAGUGAUCGACGUUGGAAUAAACAGGGUGCAGGACCCAGUCACUGGAAAGAGCCGGCUGGUUGGGGAUGUGGAUUUUGAAAGUGUGAGACAGAAAGCAGGAUUCAUCACCCCAGUGCCAGGAGGUGUUGGCCCCAUGACUGUGGCGAUGUUGAUGAAGAACACUAUCAAAGCAGCCAAGAAUGGCCUUCUGUGUCCCCCACAGAGGAUCCGCAUGGCUGCAGCAUCCUAAUUGGACUAGGCUACAUCCCAGCAAAAAUGACACAUUCCACUCCAGCCUACCCUCCACCCUCCCAACACUACCCUCUUAUAUAUAAUUUUUUAACUUGGAGCAACCUGACGUGCUCCUCUUGCACAUGGACUGGAAAGAUGAUAGCCUUACGGAUCUCUUUCUGCUGACAUCGUUCAGCUUUCAUGACUGCAAGUCCAGCCAUAAUUAGACUGUUACAGUCACUGAUGCAGCAGCAUGUUUAAUGUAACAGGAUUUUCACUAUUUAUCAUUUGCAAUGUGCUAGAUUUUAAAGAAUAUUCAGACAUGAUGUUAUUUAUUGCUACAGUGACAAUGUUAAAACAUGACUGAAAGCAGGUGAUGAGGUUUUGGCUUGCCGAGUGAUUGAAGCCUUCCUGUUGUUUGUCUUUGUUAGCUUAGAAAGAUGUGCAAAGAGUGAUAAGGGCUAACAUCAUCAGGGGCAAGUAUGUAUAUCAGUGUACAAGCUUUAAAGAUUCACAAUUGCCUUUGAGAAAUCUUUGAAAUAAAUAUUGCAAAUAUCUUCUAA